Molecule: messenger RNA, 1552 nt
Organism: Syngnathus acus (greater pipefish)
Lineage: Eukaryota; Metazoa; Chordata; Actinopteri; Syngnathiformes; Syngnathidae
Product: neuronal acetylcholine receptor subunit alpha-7-like
Exons: 10
Coding region: 101-1501 (466 amino acids)
Biological process (GO): monoatomic ion transmembrane transport; nervous system process; chemical synaptic transmission
Cellular component (GO): neuron projection; postsynaptic membrane; synapse
Molecular function (GO): acetylcholine-gated monoatomic cation-selective channel activity; transmembrane signaling receptor activity
Source: RefSeq, a predicted model, not a curated record
ACCUGCAAUCAUGUAACCUGGGAGGAGGAGUCAUUUUAAAAACACAGACAUAAACAAGCUACCCCAAUGAGAUCCACAUUCCUCCUUCUUCUGAGCUACCAUGGAUCCACAUGGUAUUCUGCUUGUUCUGCUAGUGAGUGCAUGCACAGUCCAAGUUUCCAUUCAAGGGCCAAAUGAGCGCAGGCUCUUCGAAGACCUGCUGCGUGAGUACAAUGUACUUGAGAGACCAAUCUUCAAUGAGUCUCAGACCCUCAACGUUGACGUCGGCAUCACUCUCAGGCAGAUCAUGGAUGUGGAUGAGACGAAUCAGAUGUUGACAACCAGUAUUUGGCUGCGAACGUCUUGGAAUGACUAUAAACUGCAGUGGGACCCAUCUGAGUAUAAUGGAUUGAAAGCACUACGAUUUCCUGAUCAUCUCCUUUGGAAGCCAGAUAUUCUACUUUAUAACAGUGCAGACAAAACGUCUGAUCUCUCUCAUACCAAAAUUGUGUCUUCCUUCUCGGGCGACUGUUUGCAUAUACCCCCAAGGAUCAUUAAGAGCACCUGCUAUUUCGAUCUCCGCUGGUUCCCCUUUGACAUCCAGAAAUGUGAACUUAAGUUUGGCUCCUGGACUUACGGGGGCUUCUCUUUAGACUUAUCACUGAUAGAGGCGGACAUCAGUGAAUACGUACCUAAUGGAGAGUGGGACCUUGUUGUGGUUUCAGGAAAGAAGAAUAGCCGGACUUAUGAUUGCUGCGAGGAGCCCUACCCCGAUGUCACGUACACCAUAGUGAUGCGCAGACGGACUCUCUUCUAUGUAGUUCAUCUGCUCAUUCCCUCGAUUCUGAUCUCCAUUCUGGCCCUGUUUGUCUUCCUGCUGCCUGCUGACUCCGGGGAAAAGAUAUCACUGGGAAUCACAGUCAUGCUCUCCCUAAUAGUCUUCAUGCUGCUAGUUGCACAAAUCAUGCCGCCCACUUCAGACUCAGUGCCUCUAAUAGCUCAGUACUUUAGCGUCACUAUGGCCAUUGUUGCGCUCUCUGUGAUUGUCACAGUUGUGGUUUUACAAGUUCAUCAUCAUGACCCUCAUGGCGCCAGGAUGCCAAAGUGGAUUCGUUUGGUCUUCCUUGAUUGGUGUGCCUGGUUUCUGCGCAUGAAGCAUCCAGGUGAGGACAGCAUGGACCUCAAAGCCAGAAUGGCGAGUGUUCACCCUGCCUCGCCCAAUUCUGGCUUGAUUGGGAAAGUUGGCGAGGGUGAGCUUGCCUUCACCAAAGAUCUGAGCUCCACAGUCGGCUGCAGUGAACCAGAACUCGCCAAUAUCCUUGAUGAAGUGCGCUAUAUUGCCAAACGUUUUCGUGACCAGCAACAGGGAGAAACUAUGCGCAGUGAUUGGAAAUUUGUUGCUGCUGUCAUCGAUCGUCUUUGUUUUGUGAUUUUCUUGCUAUUCAUUAUCCUGUGCACCUUUGGGAUUCUUGUGUCAGCACCAAACAUUACUGAGGCUGUUUCCAAAGAUGUGUUCUUCUGAAAAUAAACGCCAUAGGAAAAGCAAAUACGUAAUUACAUAAUUAUUUCAGAA